Brachypodium distachyon (stiff brome) is the source of this 1653-nucleotide messenger RNA. RefSeq names its product TBC1 domain family member 13. Lineage: Eukaryota; Viridiplantae; Streptophyta; Magnoliopsida; Poales; Poaceae. Gene Ontology annotation, biological process: activation of GTPase activity; intracellular protein transport. The record is from RefSeq and is a predicted model, not a curated record. The transcript has 9 exons. The coding region runs from base 117 to 1451 and encodes 444 amino acids. Gene Ontology annotation, molecular function: GTPase activator activity.
CCAAGUCCAACCCACUCUCCGAUCCCGAGACAACAACCCGCUUCCCCUCUCCUCCCUCCCCCAUUCCUCAACUCUAAACCCCAUCGCCGCCAACGCCUCCUCCGGCAUCAGCAGCCAUGGCCGACGGCGCGAACCCCAACCCGACGCCGACACCCAGGCAGAAGGAAGUCCCCGAUUGGCUCAACAGUCCGAUCUGGUCCACUCCUCCCCCUACCCCGCGCCACCGCUCCCCUCCCCGCGCCCCUUCCCCUCCCCCGCCUCCCCCUCCCAAGCCGCCCCGCGAUCCGGCCCCGCCGGCCCCUGCUCAACCGUCCCGGCAGAGCGGCCCCUGCUCCAACUCCGGCUCCGACAGCGGCGACGAGGGCGCGGCCACCUCCACACGGCCACACCUCGUCGCAGAGUUCAAAGCCGCGCUAGAAAGGAAGGUGGUGGAUCUGGCGGAGCUGCGGAGGCUGGCGUGCCAGGGCGUGCCCGAUGAUGCGGGCGUGCGGCCUGUCGUCUGGAAGCUUCUCUUGGGGUACUUGCCAACGGAUCGUGCACUGUGGGCAUAUGAAUUGGAGAAAAAGCGGUCCCAAUACAGUGCUUUCAAAGAUGAGCUUCUGGUUAAUCCUUCAGAAGUUACCCGAAGAAUGGAAAUGACUACUCCGAAAAGGAAGGAACAUAAUGCUGAAGGAACGGGGUUUCUCCCAAGGGCAGAGAUUGUCCAGGAUGAACACCCUCUAAGCCUUGGGAAAACUAGCGUUUGGAACCAACACUUCCAGGAAUCUGAAAUUGUAGAGCAGAUUGAUAGAGAUGUUAAGCGUACCCAUCCUGAGAUGCAGUUUUUCAAUGGGGAUUGUUCUGAUGCCAUGUCUAAUCAGGAGUCACUAAAGCGUAUACUUAAUAUCUUUGCAAAAUUAAAUCCGGGUAUAAGAUAUGUACAAGGAAUGAAUGAAGUUUUGGCACCUCUCUACUAUGUUUUCAAGAAUGAUCCAGACCAAAGUAAUGCUGUUUCGGCAGAGUCAGAUGCUUUUUUCUGCUUUGUUGAGGUGCUUAGUGGAUUUCGAGAUAAUUUUUGUAAGCAGCUUGACAACAGUGUUGUCGGUAUACGCUCCACAAUCAGUAAACUAUCCCAGCUUCUGAAAAGGCAUGAUGAAGAGCUCUGGCGGCAUUUAGAGGUUGUAACCAAGGUUAACCCACAGUUCUAUGCAUUCAGAUGGAUCACCUUGCUAUUGACACAGGAAUUCAAGUUCCGUGACUGCAUCCACAUAUGGGAUGCACUAUUAGGUGACCCAGAGGGACCUCAGGCGACAUUGUUACGAAUCUGCUGUGCAAUGCUAAUUCUUGUUCGGAGGCGGCUCUUGGCUGGCGACUUCACUGCAAACCUCAAGCUUCUCCAGAAUUACCCACCCACAAAUAUCGACCACUUAUUGCAUAUUGCUAAUAAGCUGCGAGGGCUAGUUCCCUACUGAUUGAUUUAAUUACCUUGCUUCCUUCUGUUUCCAGUGUUUUAUUUUUAUGAUAGUUUGUUGUCCAGAUAUGAUACAUUACAUCUGUAAAUGAACAUCCAUAUACCUAUGUGGUGGGGUAGUUAAUUUGAGCCUUUGAUUCUCCUGUAAUAUAUGCCUCUUGGAGCUUGCUGCUUCUUUUGACUAGUUGUUAUUUUGUGAGUUA